AUGGAAAACAGAACAAUCAAUAUUCAAAAUAUAGUGUACAGUAGUACAGUAUCAAGUAUUUUUGUUAGUCUGAUUUGUACACCACUCGAUGUAAUAAAAAAUUAUAUACAAUAUAACAAUAAUAUAAGUUUUGAUAAGAAGUAUAUUUUAAAAAAAAUUACAAAAAAAAAAAAAAAUAAUUUAUUAAAAUUUAACUCUUUUUAUUAUCAAACAUUUAAAAACAUUUAUAAUAAUUAUGGGAUUAAAGCAAUUUAUAGAGGUUUAGUUUCAACUACUAAUUUGUAUGUAAUAAAUAACACCUUAUUUUUUUAUGUGUAUGAAGAAUUAAAAGAAAAAGGAAUUCCUUAUUAUCUUAGUGCAACUAUUUCACGAUUUAUUUCAAUAAUAAUUACGUCACCAUUAGAAUUAUAUAAGACAAAUAUUCAGGCGAAUGUUUGUAAUAAUUAUAAAAUUACAAUAUUUGAUAUAUUUAAAGAUAAAAAAAAUAGAAAAGUUAAAAUAAAUAUAUAUAAAGGUAUUACAUCAACACUUAUUAGAGAUAUUCCAUUUUCAGCUUUAUAUUGGUCACUUAAUGAGUAUUUAGUUAGCUAUAUAAAAAAAAAUGAUACUGAAUUUGAAAAAAGAAAAAAAUUUAUUAAAAAAUUUGUGUAUCCAUUUAUAUGUGGAUGUUUAAGUAGUACCAUUACUACUUUUAUAACCCAUCCACUGGAUAUUAUAAAAACAAAUAUGCAAGCAAGAUGCAUUGAUAUUAUUCACAAAAGUGAAUUUGAUUACAGAAAAAUAAAAAACUAUGAUAUCUAUUCGAGAAACAAAACAAACACUUUUUAUAAUAUAUGUCAAAACAAUCUAUAUAAUAACAAAUAUAUAUGCGAUGUGAAAAUAAAUAAUUAUGCUCACAAUAAUCAUAGAUCAAUUUAUUAUAAAUAUGGAUCACAUAAAUAUGGUUGUAACACCUAUAGUUAUAAAUAUUAUAACUAUUUUAAAUAUACAAAUAAUUCUAAUUAUAACAUUUUUUCAGUUUCUAAAUUUAUUUUUAAAAAAAAUGGAAUAAAAGGAUUUUAUAUAGGAAUAUUUCCAAGACUAGUAAAAAUAGUUCCUACUUGUGCAAUCCUUUUUUCAACAUAUCAUUAUUUUAAUUACUAA
Molecule: messenger RNA, 1143 nt
Organism: Plasmodium gallinaceum
Lineage: Eukaryota; Apicomplexa; Aconoidasida; Haemosporida; Plasmodiidae
Product: mitochondrial carrier protein, putative
Exons: 3
Coding region: 1-1143 (380 amino acids)
Biological process (GO): mitochondrial transmembrane transport
Source: RefSeq, a predicted model, not a curated record